Caenorhabditis auriculariae is the source of this 1488-nucleotide messenger RNA. The record is from the annotation of a GenBank genome assembly. Lineage: Eukaryota; Metazoa; Nematoda; Chromadorea; Rhabditida; Rhabditidae.
AUGGCACAUCCAACUUUGAAAGUAUACAAUUCUUCCAGAGCAGGGAGAAAAAAUGGGUUUGGUAAGGUUCUAGAAUUAGAGGGUGCCGUUUUUCACAUUGGUCGCUUACACAAGGUAAACGAGGAAACUCGGUACUAUUGGCAGUGUUCGUUCCGUAAUCCUCGAUGUAACGCUCGCGUCAUCACCGUGGUGUCGCCUACAGGCGAUCACGUUGUUCGGAAGUACUCUGACCUGCACUGCCACACUGUCACCGGGACUGCCGCCGAUGUUCGCCGUACCAAGAGUGUUCUCAAAAGUCUCGCUUCUAGCUCUACCAAGUCCACGUCCGAAGUCAUAGACAUUGUCCGCUCCACUAUCCCAGCUUCUGUUCAGGCUAUGCUACCUUCGAAAGCAUCACUUCGUCGGAACGUUCAGCGAGCAAGGAAAACGAACCAUUCCUUCCCAGCAGAACCCCAAAGUCUACUUGAAAUCGAGAUUCCGGAAGAAUUCCAGCACAUUAUGUGUCGGGACAUCAACGGAGGCCCAGAUACCAAGUCAGAUUUCGUCUUUGUCGAUACAGGGGUAGCUGCGGGAGACAAUCGCAUCUUGGGCUUCAGCAGUGAAAGUCUUCUUGACUGUCUUCGAGGAUCGCAGCACUGGAUGAUGGACGGCACUUUUCAAGCUUCUCCCAAAGUUUUCUACCAACUUUUUGUCGUUCACGCUCAAUGGUCAGAAACGAACACCUCGGUUCCCUGCUUCUUUUUCCUGCUUCCAAACAAGACUGAGCUUACGUACAACUAUGCGUUGUCUGAACUGAAAUCUCUCCUCGGUGUCUCGCCAGAUUCCGUCAUGGUUGACUUCGAAAAAGGACUUCACAAUGCUCUUGAGGAUGUCUUUCCAGGGGUAGAAGUGUCGGGUUGUCUCUUUCAUUUGUCGCAGUCAAUUCGUAAGAAGACAGGAGAUUUGGGGCUCAUCUCACAGGUGAGAAACGACGUCGAAUUGCGGCAACUUUGCGCGAUGAUCCGAUCGAUUGCCUUCCUUCCGGUCAACGAUGUUCCGAAUGGGUUUGCCUACGUGAAAGCCAAAGUCGAAAAUCGGGCGCCUGCACUUCAACCUCUUCUUGACUACUUCGAGAACGUCUACAUUGGUGAAUUAACUCCAGGAAAUCGUCGUUGUCCUUUGUUCGGACCGGAGAUGUGGAACGUCAACCAGAGAGCUCUUCUUGGUAAUCCCCGAACCAACAGUAGCGUUGAGAGCUCCCACAAUCAUCUCAAGUCGUUCCUAAUCGUCCACAAGCCACACUUCUUAGCACUUCUCAAAAAACUGCACCCCUACUUGCGAUCGAUCGAAACGGAUCUAAUCGACCUGAAACACGCCAAAACUUUGGGAAAGGUAAGCGUAACAUGGCAGAAACUGGAAAACAAACAAAAAGCGGCCCUGGAACUUUACGAAAGUAACAAAGACUUGCCACAGCUUAUCACAGUCCUAGCCACUUAUUUAAGCUUGUGA